Molecule: messenger RNA, 735 nt
Organism: Penicilliopsis zonata CBS 506.65
Lineage: Eukaryota; Fungi; Ascomycota; Eurotiomycetes; Eurotiales; Aspergillaceae
Exons: 1
Coding region: 1-735 (244 amino acids)
Source: RefSeq, a predicted model, not a curated record
AUGAAGGCGCUCUGCGCCAUCACACAGAAUGUCCUCGACAACCUCAACAGAAACGAUGAUAGUGGAAAUCAAUUCAUUGUGAUCCUUGGAAUCCCAAAUGCAGUUCAGACCCAGCUGGAUGAGAAUAGAAACAGCCUUGAUGGGAUCCCCUUUCGAUUUAUGUUUGACGGUAGCACAGGAUUGAUCAAGAUCAUUCCAUCCUAUGCUCAUGCCGCAGCAACCCACAAGUUCGUCGACACCAUUACUUAUACAGGCGCUGCUCUUGGUGUCCCCCUUAAUGAUAUCGGAUGGGCUGGAAACACAACGUUCAGAACAACUGUGGACAACAAAGGCAAACAGCCUGACAACUGUCUGCUUCCCAGCACUCGACAAGGUCGUGGAGGCCAACCUCCGGGGUGGCCGACAAUGGUCCUUGAAUCGGGCGUUUCUGAAUCACUGUCUAAAUUACAUGAGGACGCAAGAUGGUGGUUUGAGAAUUCCAACGGCCAAGUGCGCAUCGUUAUUGUCAUGAGUGUUAGGCGGACUAGUCGCACGAUCUUGCUUGAGAAAUGGCAGCUUGCAUCACUGCAGUAUCCAUAUAUCGCCCAGCAAGUCACCAUUACUCCGAACACGGUUGUUGGCAAUGUCCCUCUCUGUCUUCCCUUCCAGGUCUUGUUCGACCGGCUGCCUGAAGGCAAUGAAACAGAUUUUCUCCUUGAUAAUCAAGCUCUAAUGAACCUUACUUUGUACUUGUGA